AUGGACGGAGAUGGCUUCGACACGUGGGGCUCGCAGCCGUCGGCGAGCGGCCCUAGCCACGCUCCCGCUGGCUUCGCAGCUCUCGACCUCAACUCGCAAGCGCCGGCGGCGGAGGUGUUCCCGGGGCUUGGACUCUAUGGAGCCGUCCUCCAGGGCAACAUCGACGAGCUCCUCCCUGGCUGCGUCAGGGGCUCUGGCCUCCCUCCCUAUCGCCCACCGCGAGCCGGAGCAGGAGAUGCGUGGGCGACUCCGACCUCACCCUACGCCCGACAACUCCACUUUGGCGGGUCGGCGGCGGCGGCAGCCGGUCGCGGAGGAGGAAACGGUGGCGUAUUCCCUGGCGGGUCAUCGUCGGGGGCAGGCAGCGUUCGUCAGCGAGUGAAAUCGUCCGGCGCAGUACCCGGCCGGCAGCGCACCAACACGGCGUUACGUGGCGGCGGCGGCCAGCGCACGAACACGGCGAUCCGUGGCGGCAGCGGCCGGCGCGUACCGCGUCCCCGAGCACCGAGGGCAUCGAGGAGUGCCGUCCGUGGGCAAGCAUCCGGUUCCGGCGCUCCCUUCGACAUCGAUGAAGAAUUGGAGGAUGAUGUGGAGGAGUUAGCGAGCUCCGGUGGUCCCCCGGUGAGCCAUGCCAAUCGAGCCCAAUGGAAUGAUGCAAAUAAUUCUUGCUUGUUAGAAUUGUGCAUAGAACAACGUAGAGCAGGAACGUAUAAUGGUGCACAAAUGAGUGGUGAAGGGUACGAAGCCGUUGUCGACGGCUUACUUGCUCGAAGGGGGUUGCUGUAUACACGUCUACAGGUGAAGAACCAAAUAGGCGUACUCAAGAACACCCACUCAUUCUGGCGCUACUUGCAAACGCACACAGGGUUGGGGAGGAAACCAAAUGGAACAAUUGAUGCAGAGUCUGAGUUUUGGACAACACACACAGAGAAAAAACAAUACCUAAAGACGCUGCAGUGGGGUCCUCCAGGAAACGAGGAGUUGCUUGAUGAACUAUUCAGAGGGUUCACUGUCGAUGGAAGCACAACCUUUGUGCCUGGAGAUGAUUAUGGUCAGAAUCAGGAGCAAGAUGUAGGGGCAGAAGAGGAAGAGGAGGAGUUUCAAACAACACCUACAAGUAGAAGCAGCCAGAGGAGUCAGAGGGGAAAGAGGUCAUUAAGCAGCAAUUCAAGCACUUUGACCAGUCCAGUGAAGAAGAGCAAGAGCCCAAUGGUGAAGAUUGUGAAGGACAUAGCCAGUACCUUCAAAGACUCUGUCAAAGUCAACACUACUCAAAUACAGAAACGUGCAAGUGACAAGGCAGCAUGUUCUGUCGAGAGGUGUCAGGAGCUGGCAUUUGAGUGUGGCAUUGAGGAAACCGUUGACUCUGUCUAUGCUAUGUCUAAGAUGUUCGAAACAGAUUUUAGGCUAUGUGUUGACAAUUUGUUACAUGUGUUGAAGCAGGAAGAAGAUCAGGGCCCCAUGAUUGAGGAAGAAGAAGAUGAUGGAGGCAACACAAGUGAGGAUGAGAUUAUAUCCAUGUGCUGCAAUAAUUUGGUGGAGGCCCAGAAUUUGAUCUUGCAGUUGGUUCCUAUCUUGGGUAUGUACUCUGAUAACUACUUUGUCAAACUACCUAGGAGGGUCACUGGAGACUCUGGUUUGGAUUGGAUGCAGGAGAUACUAGCUUGA
Messenger RNA from Miscanthus lutarioriparius, 1668 nucleotides. The record is from the annotation of a GenBank genome assembly. Lineage: Eukaryota; Viridiplantae; Streptophyta; Magnoliopsida; Poales; Poaceae.